CAUCUCAAGCAUCAUUCGUCUUUUGAGCCUCUUCGGUUUCAAUCCCACACUCGUUCAAUCAACUCUCGCCCAAGUCACUCGCUUUUGACACCAGCUACCUUCCAUUCCUUGCAAAGCAUCUUGCCUUUCGCACUUCUUCCGAAACCCCUUUUCAAAGAAAUCAACCAACAAAACCUUCAAAAUGUACGCCCAGAACGCCGUCGUCCUCGCCCUUGCUGGCUUCGCCGCUGCCCAGACCACCACCACUCCCGGUCCCGUCCCUGUUCCCACCGGCUCUUCCAACGGCACCAUCACCGUCACCAAGGUGUACGACGUCUACACCACCUACUGCCCCGGCCCCACCAGCUUCGUCUUUGGCGGCAAGGACUACGUCGUCACUGAGCCUUGCACUCUGACCAUCACCGACUGCCCCUGCACCGUCGUCGAGACUCACGCUCCUACUUGGAUCCCUCAGCCUCCCCCCGUCGUCCCCGGCUGCCCUGGUGGUGACCACUGCCCUGAGCACCCCGUUCCCUCGAAGCCCGGAAAGCCUGUCCCUGGCCACCCCCACGCUCCCGGAUGUGAGGGUGAUGAGUGCGAGUACCCGGAGCAUCCCGGCAAGCCCGUCACCCCUGAGCAGCCCGGAAAGCCCGUCACUCCUGUCCAGCCCAGCAAGCCUGUUGUCCCUGAGCAGCCCGUCAAGUCUGGAGUUCCUUGUGAAGGCGAUGCCUGCUCCACCACUGGUGACAACACCAAGGGCUCUACUCCCAAGACCAGCGACACUGCUUGUGAGGGUGAUGACUGUGCUCCCGUCAUCGUCAACGGUGCCGGUGCCAUCCAGCUCAGCCUCGGUCUCGCUGCCGUGUUCGCCCUCUUUGCUCUGUAAGCUCUUCAACUCAAGAUAAGCACCAUUGAGCUCCAAGAGCGUGAAGCAGCUGUUCAGAUGGCACGAGAAAAGCAUUUUGCCUGUCUACCGCCUCUGAUUGCAUCUGACGACCAAAACACGCCAUGAUUCAUCACGAGCGCGCAACGACACUUUUUAUUCUUCGAUUCUUUUUUUUCUUCUUCUUCUUCCUCCUAGAGGAGUAAUGAUCAAUUGGUAGUUUCUGUGGGAUUUUCUGCACUCGAAUUUAGACCGUGAAGGAGAGGGGAGCUUCAUUUCACCGGCCUCUCUUCUCACCUUGAGAAGAGGGAGGGAGGAAGAGAGACCAUCUAUUCCGGGGUUUGGGAGUUGUUGAUCUCCUGAGCUGGCUCUCUUUCCUGGUCUUGUUAUCAGGCAAGGGGGUAUGCAAGGGAAGAGGGGGUUUCUGUUUUGGUUUCUUGGUAGAAGGGGAGAUUCGGAAGGCAUUUGCAUUGCUAGGAGAUGAUUUGUAUCGUUCUUGUAGAUACGCAAGGUACCAGACGCAAUUUUAUCAUUAUGCCCUUAAAA
Fusarium vanettenii 77-13-4 is the source of this 1408-nucleotide messenger RNA. RefSeq lists its product as uncharacterized. Gene Ontology annotation, molecular function: structural constituent of cell wall. The record is from RefSeq and is a predicted model, not a curated record. Gene Ontology annotation, biological process: fungal-type cell wall organization. The transcript has a single exon. Bases 182 to 865 code for a protein of 227 amino acids. Gene Ontology annotation, cellular component: fungal-type cell wall. NCBI's taxonomy places the organism in Eukaryota, Fungi, Ascomycota, Sordariomycetes, Hypocreales, Nectriaceae.